This is a messenger RNA of Mesocricetus auratus (golden hamster), 1783 nucleotides long. Its product is annotated as fas apoptotic inhibitory molecule 1. Gene Ontology annotation, biological process: canonical NF-kappaB signal transduction; positive regulation of neurogenesis; negative regulation of extrinsic apoptotic signaling pathway via death domain receptors. The record is from RefSeq and is a predicted model, not a curated record. NCBI's taxonomy places the organism in Eukaryota, Metazoa, Chordata, Mammalia, Rodentia, Cricetidae. The transcript has 6 exons. Bases 723 to 1262 code for a protein of 179 amino acids.
CCCACGUGUCCAGAGUCUGUAAGGUUCCUCCAAGUGACUCUAAUGUAUAACUAAGGGAGAAGUGCUCACGGAGAUGUAAUUAAGGCCGAUUCUAAACCUGGUGGGGAGCAGGAACUGGGGAUAUAAUUCAGUUGGCAGAAUGCCCAGCAUGCACGAAGCCGUUGGGUUUGAUCCUCAACACUGUCCAAGACAGGCGUGGUGGCACAUGCUUGUAAUCCAAGAAUUUAGGAGGAAGAGGCGGGAGAUUAGGAGUACAUACAUAGCAAAAGUCAAAGUCACUGGGAGCUACAUGGGGCCUUGUCUCAAAGGAAAAAUAAAAUUAGGGUCCCUCUCCACUGAUAGAGGGUUAAGAAAUCCAAAACAUUUAAGAGAACAUCCACCCUCCAUAAACCUGAAUGAAGACCUCAAGUUUCCGGGAUCUACCGUACUUGUUCUUGCACCUGGUAGCCACGUGGUGUCGCUAUUGACAACAGGCCUUCCUGAAAAGACUGUGGACAUGCAAGUCCCAUCAGGGCCUCCUAGGACCCAGCACAUCAACUAAGGUGACUCACCAAGAGGUCCAAGGGCCCAUCUCUUAGAGAAUACUGCUUUCAAGCCAGGUGAAACUGCCAUCUGCAGAUGCAUCAUGCCUCCUGAUCAGUAGUUGCUUAAGAGAUGCACAGGUGGUGUAAGCCUGAGUUCCAGAAAGGAAGCAGUCUGGAGGCACCAUAACUCCUGGGGAAAUGACAGAUAUUGUAGCUAUUUGGGAUGUUAUUUUAAACGAUGGAGCCCACAAGAUUGAAUUUGAACAUGGGACGACAUCAGGAAAACGAGUUGUGUAUGUGGAUGGGAAGGAAGAGAUAAGAAAAGACUGGAUGUUCAAUUUAGUGGGCAAAGAAAUCUUCUGCGUUGGAGUGGGAAAAACCAAAGCCGCCAUACGUAUACUGUCUGGCAAAGGUUAUGUUUUUAAAUAUAUCCUGGAAAUUGAGGGGAAAAGCUUCAGGAAGUACAUGGAGAACAGAUCAAAGACCACCAACACCUGGAUACUGCACUUGGACGGCAAGAACUUUAGAAUUGUUUUGGAAAAAAACACUAUGGAUGUGUGGUGCAAUGGUAAAAUAAUAGAGUCAGCGGGCAAGUUUGUAGAUGAUGGAACUGAAACACACUUCAGUGUUGGGAACCAUGAGUGUUACAUAAAAGCCGUCAGCAGUGGGAAGAGAAGAGAAGGGAUUAUCCACACACUCAUUGUGGACAACAGGGAGAUUCCAGAGCUCCUCCAGUGACUACUUGUUAAUGGGUUCUGAGCUGAAGAGGAGACAUCAGGACUUGCUAAUGGCUGUGGUAAUUAAAUGUGUUCACUGUGUACAUAUCGGUAGAUUUAGUCUGCAAUGUUUUCAUUUUUCUCUUUUGUUACUUGAAACUGUAAUAUUCCAAUGGUCAGAAAAAUGUGUUUUAUUAUUUCUAUUGCAUUUGAAUGCAUGCUUGCAUGCCACACUGCAUGUAUAGAGGUCAGAGAACAGCUAUCUGGAGUUGGUUCUCUCCUCCUGAACUUAGGUUGCCAGGCUUGGCAGCAAGCUUCCCAUAAUUGCUGCCCCAUACCUCAUCUUUUAAGUGAUGUAAAAAUGUUGUAAAAUUAAAUGGAAAAUAAUAUAGAAAUCUAAAUGAAGAACAUUGCACAUCAGUAAUCUUCACUGGAGUGUACCCUGUAAAAUAAAACCUAUGCUGUACCCCAUGUAUUUCUACAAGUAAACUUGUCGGCAUAACUUUUCUUCUCCUGUGCAGAUAGGUUGCCUCUACAUUAAAG